CUGAAUCCUGAGAACAUGUCAAAGGGAGGGAAGUAUCUCAGCAGUGUAGGGAGUGGUGGGGAAAGCUGUGAGCAGCACACAGAGCUUGACAAAUGCUGGCAAAUUGUGCUGUGGAGAUGUGAGACACCACCAUGCCAGCUCUCCGCUCUGCCCUACUGAUGAAGGAGUUGAGGUACAUUAGUUGCACAAACACAUGUUCCUUUCUGCUACCUGUGCAAUGGGGACAGACGCUUCCAAGGAGGGCUCAAGGGGAGUGGUGGCAUGUCGAAACCCCGCAGCAAGUUUUGUCAGACCUGGGCCCGAGACUGGAGCUUCUAGCCUGCUCUGUGCUUACCCUCCUCAGAGGAUGCUCUUUCUGCUGUCUCUGCAAGCCCAAGUGCCAUCCCGCUGUCCAGGGACUGCUGGCACAGGCCUCUUACACCCAAGAGCUCUUGCCAGACUGUCGCCUGUCAAUGCUGAUCGCUUUCCAGCAGAUGGCAAGCUCUCCUUGUCGAUGCACCCAACAGGAGCAGCGUUCCUCAGCCUUGACAGCUCCUUCUCUUAGGAGACAAGCUGUCCUGGCUCCUGCAGGGCAUCUUACAACAGGAGUGGAUGGUGCCCUGUGAUGUUGUGCAAACACCCUGCCGUGUUCUCACAUUUCAUCCUUCAUCCCCAGCCAGGAGGUGAUCCCUCGUACACCAAAAACAAAAAACAGAGCAGGUUCAGGAAAGCUGCUCCCUGGGGCCCUGUAUGCCAACUGGGUGCCGGCACAGGCUCUGCCAAACCCUCUUGAGAAACUUUAGGCCAGAAGUGCCUAGAGAAACACAGCUGUGCUAGCCAUGGGCUAUAAAAAGACUAGGGGGCUGCAGCUUUUUUGGACAUCACAGAAAAGGACAGUUUCUCCUCAUUCUGGGGAGGAGAAAUAUGUUAUUUCACUUCUGGGGCAAGCAGUCAUUGGCUGCACCAAGCACUCUGCUAGGGAUCAUGGGUGAUAAGGCAAAAAAGCAGAGCAUGGUCUGUCUCCCCUGCGCUCUUACCAGCUGCUUGUAGGAAACUCACACCUGCAGCUCAUUUUUUUCUUAACCUUUUCCUGUCUUUCCUGGGCAAAGCAAAGAUCUGGAAAUGGCUGGUGGGGUGAUUUUUCCCUGGGUGCCGCUCAGGCAGGGCCCAGCGCAGCCCUGUGUGGUGUGCCUGAAGGCUGGACGCAAACAGGUUUCUCACUUGACACAGAACUGCAAAGCCCAGCUGCUCAGGAUGGCUCCAGCUCCUGCCCCUGCACCCUGCAGGUAGGAGCCUGCCCUCCAGCAGCUCCUCUUGCUUUUACCCUGCCCCAGAUGUGUAUGCUUGCAGGUGGACAGGAACUCUUUGGAGGCAGCCAGAAGCUCAGCUGGCAGGAGUCAAGGUAAGCCGCUGCCCCCGAAGGUGAGGGCACCAGUGGUAACACUCACUCCCAAGAAUGUCAGAGGUGUCUAAGUCUUCCUCCUGUUCUGGGGGAUGGCUGCUGGAGCUUACUUUGAUCCUGCUUCCAGGCCUAUAAACGCUUUGCCUCCCUCUUCUGGAUUGAUGCCCAGGACUUUCAUGUAUGUGCUCGGAGUGAGGACUUCUCCCUUGGAUUUCUCCCCAGGUUUUUUAUGCUAACCUAAGAGCUUGAUCUUAUCCCUUUUAGAUCCGUGUCAUAGACAAGAAACAGGGAAAACACUGCUGCCUAGACUGCUUGGGACAGGAGGGAACCAGUUAGGGGACAUGCACUGAGAGAAGCCUCUGCAAAUCCCUUCACCACUGGCAUGGGAGUUUCCAGGGGUGGAGCAUCUACCACCUCUCUGGGCAACCUGUGCCAGUGUUUCACCACCCUCAUGGUAAAAAAUUUUUUCCUUAUAUCUAGUCUAAUCUACCCUCCUUUAGUCUAAAACCAUUGCCCCUUGUCCUGUCACAACAGGCCCUGCUAAAGAGGUUGCCCCCAUCUUUCCUAUAGUCCCCCUUUAAGUACUGGAAGGCUACAAUAAGGUCUCCCCACAGCCUUCUCUUCUCCAGCUGAACAACCCCAACUUUCAGCCUUUCUUCAUAGGAGAGGUGCUCCAGCCUCAGAUCAUCUUUGUAUCCCUCCUCUGGACCUGCUCCAACAGGUCCAUGUCCUUCCUGUGCUGAGAGCUCUAGAGCUGGAUGCAGCACCAUAACUGUCUUCUGUUGCUGGAGUGAGGUAAGCAGAGGAGGAACUGGGAUAUUUUGUUCCCUUUCAAGCUCAUCUAUCCAGUCAUGGCCAGCUUCUAGCUGCUUUCUUUACCACAGCAGCUUUAGAGUGCUGUGCUAGGGGUGUGCAGCACAUCUUCACUGUAUCUUCAGAAAACGUGGUGCCCCUAGGAUGUGGUGGGCCUAGUGCCUGCACAGGAUAACUAUACAUGCAUUUGUACUUGGUGUGGUUAUACGGUGAGAGCUGCAAUAGGAGGCCUUCCCUGGAUCUAGGCAACAUCUGCUAUUGAGACAAGACAAUCACAAAGCAGGAGUCCACAACACGUACCCAACCCAUCUUCUCCACAAAGUGCUCGCACGCCAGCAAAGGCAACAAAGUCAGGCAGAAACUUCCUUCUCUUGCAUUACAAGAGAGGGAUGGGAUGGGAUGUACUGGGUCCAGCAGGACUGUUGCACAUCCUCUCAAUUUUGCCCUAUAUUGCAACAUCGUGUGUUCUUCUGGACUCAGGGACAAAAUAAGCACUUUUAGAGGAGGAAUAACAUUUCCUCACUGAGGCAGUGGAUCUGCUCUUCACUCCUUCAGUGAUAUCAGGGACAAGGGAGGCACCAGCAGGGUGGGGGAACUGCCCGCAAUGGGGCACUGCAGUCCUGCCAGCAUCUCAGUAGGAUCAUUUUAAGGUUUCUCCAUCUUGUUGCCCAUGCCAGUGCUUUGGUCUGCUCUGCAGGGCACUUGAUGACAUUAUUUGUAAUUAAUCACUAUCCGUAUGUGUUGUGGUGAGGUUUGGAGGCUGCACCCAGGUGACACUGAAGCUGAAGGGGGGCCCUUUACUGUUACUCCCUGUGACUUCAGUUUCUUGCUGUAGACUCACAGCCCCGCAGCUGCAGAUACUGAGUGUCAGGGAGGCUCAGGAAACAGAAAAUAAAAUGACAUGAAGAGGUCACAGCUAGCAGGCUCAGAAAACUUUUUACAAUGCCUUCCCUUCUCACGUAAGGCCUCCAUGUGAAAUGUUUGAUGGCAAGGCCUGCCCUGCUCACCACGCCCACGUGUGCACGUGCACAGCUCCAUGCAAGGUAGCGAGUAUUUUUUGCCGGUCUCUGAGCCGGUAGUGAUGGGUGUUUAAUGAAACAGGAACUACUGACUUGGGUAUUUCCCAUUCAUGCCCUGACCCGUCUCCUGGCCUUGUCCUGCUCUGCUACACCAUCUCAGCGGGCUCUGGGGUGGGCAUGGUCAAAGCUGUUUGCCACCUGCUGCGGUGAGCAUCUAGACUCCUCCCUGAUGGCAGUUUGCUCUAUGCUCAGCACUUCUUUGCUCCCUCCCAGGGCCUAUGACACACAUGAGCUCUGCUCUGAACUUCUCCAAUGGUUUUGUACCCCCAGAACAAACCACCUUCUGAUCCUCCUCCUGGUUCAGGCAGCAAAGGCCCCCAGAGCUCCUGGGAGCGAGACAGUGCUCAGAAGCAGGACCUCUACCUCUUCUCAAGGGCUGGUACUGUCUCCCCCUCUCUCUUCAAAACACUCAGAUGACAUCUCUGUUAACAGAGGGAAUAUGCCCCAGAUGUUUUCCUGGCACUGAGGUGGACUGGCACAGAACAGCCAUGCCUAUUGAGCUCUCUUAUCCUUCAAAAUAGGUGACCAUGUGCAACCUGCCUAUCAGGAAUGGUCUCUGGCACAUCUUGACUCCCAGAUCAUACCAGCAAUUGUCAGGAGAGUGCUGCUGGCCAGGGCCUGCUCUAACAAUGUGGCGAAGCUCAAGUACCAGUGCCUAGGGACGUACCUGACCCUUCAACUCUUCUAGUCUGUACUUAUCUGAAGACUCUCUUUGGAGCCAGUCUGCACCAGUAUGCUAAUCCUGCUAGCAGGCCAUUUAGUUCCAGUACUGAUCUUCUUCCUCUUUAGCUCCAUGCCCUCCUUCUCUCAGCAAUGCUCUUUUCCACACACCUCUUCUCCUUCGCAUCACCACAGUGAUGUCUCGUGCUCCAGCUGUCCUUCUCCUCUUUGGUAGUCUAUAGAAUUUGCUUCCUGUCUAUAGUACCCCCAUGCUGAGGUCCAGCUGGAGGUCUUGGACUCUUUACCCCAUGCCAGCAUCCUUACUGGACCGGUGGAGGAGAAGUUGUUCCUCCAGUGCAAACCCACUGUAAAAAUAUUAAAGAACUGCUUCCGUCUUUUCAAAUGGACUUUAUUUAACUAAGUCUCGCUCGUGCCCCAUUUCCUUAUGAAAUCACAGCACUGUAAGUUACAGUCAGACCCUGGAGCAUCUCCAGUGCCUGAGGCACCAGCGCAGUGUCCAGUAGGUGAUUGUGCUGUAUCUACCCUGGGGAUCCUAGCAGGGGACACUGGCACCAAGCACCAGGGACGAGUCCAAGUCUGCGAGGUCUUCUCAGCUCUUCUGGUAUGUGUUGAUCCUUGUCUCGCUCACCCUCACCUUCCGUCUCUUCCCUCUUUACCUCCUCUCCCUUCUCCCGUUUGCGCAGAACUAAAGGACACUCAAAUGACCACGUACUCUUCUAUUCCGUCCUUGCUGCAGCACUUUGCUGUGUUACCCAUUCGAGGUGUCAGCUCCAUCAAGCGAGGCCACCCCUUGUGCCGUUGCACAGCAUAGCCACGAUUUUGGCAGGAACCCUUAAGUGCUACUACUACGGAAAUAAAUAAUUAAUCAUUAUUAUUUUUGUGUAUCUGUGAGUCUUCUCUAAUAGGUCUUGAUAUUAUUAUGGUGCUGAAGACAGGCUGAAAUUAGAUAAUACUACACUCAGCUGCAUCUAUUCCCUUGGAAACACAGGUAAAAAUGCAUUUAAUUGCUCUCCAGUGACAAUGAAUAUUCAUUAAUAUGCCACAGACGUACACUUGAUUUGAAAAUAAGGGCAGUAAUUAAAGAGCUAUUAAGGUUAAAAAGCAACAAAGGAAAUUCAUCUACCGAAAGAGCUGUUCUGGGAUCAGCCCCUAACCUAUACGUGCAUGGAUAAGCACAGGCGGCCUGAGCUCUUCUACGUUAUUUUACAUAUUGUGGGACUGUGGGGUCUGCCCUCCCUCCCAAGCUCUGUCAUCUGGAAAUGUCCUGAUGCAUUCAGAGUUCAUUCUUCCAGCUCUCUUAUUCUCUGGCUCGUACCUGCUCACAUGCUGCUCCUGUGAUGUUAAACUGACGAGAAGUGGAGGGGAAACAUUUUGUAGGGAAGGAAGCUAUUUAUAAUCGAUCAGUUAUAUUGAUUAUUAAAAUAAUCUUGGGGAUCACUGGUCGUGAUAGGUGCCUUGCUGUAAUCUCUGAAAAUCUCCAUCCCGCGGGCCAUGAUAUUAAAGUCGGGUUUCUCAGAGAGGUUUCACAAAGGUUCCUUUGCAGGGGUGGCUUGAGAAAGCGACCUGAGCAGCGCAUGUUGCCUGUUACGAGCGAGUCAGGAGAGCUGUGCGUGGAGGGAGGCAAGGCAGAGCAGUCGUGUCCAAGGGCAGCGGCAGCACCCCAGGACCAAGUGGUCGCAUCACUUGGUCGUGGCCAGGACAAACCCUGUGCCAUCUCACCCACCGUGUCCCAGCAGCCUCCUCCUUUUCUGGGGAGGGUCUCUCAGACUAGUUUAUGCCCCUGAAGAAAUUACAGCAGAAACUGAAGCAAAUCAGGUGGAGAGACAGAGUGUUAUUUAAUUUCUAACCCAGCAGCAUAAUGGUAAAUAGAAAAGUGAAUCGACCCAUUGGGCUGGUGUUUCAGGCCACUCGGUGAGCAGAGUUCGCUGAGUUUACUCACGAGAGUAAACUCGAAGCAGAUAAACCGCGUCUGCCUUUGCCCUAAGCUAACGCGCCUGUCGGCCCAGCGGCGCGCGGUGCAGACGCGCGUGUAAAGCGGGUGCGGGAGCCGAGGCCCGCACCCGGUCCCGCGCCCUCGCAGCCGCCUCGGCAGCGCUUCCCUCGCCUUCGCGGGUGCCGGUGUCGCGCAGGGCAGCUCUGAGCUGGCCGCGCCUCGCCGGGCUGAUCGAUUUCCUCGCAAAUAAGUGAUAAAGUUGCAUUUUUUUUUUUUGCCUGGGUUGCUGGUUUUGAUGGAGGGGGGAUUCUGUGGGGGUUUUUUUGUUCUGGAAAAAAUUACAGUUCCGUGCUUUAGGCAGUGUGUUGCUGGUUCAAGCUAGCGGGUUUUAUCCUUCUAAGAAGAGGGGCUGCCAGUGUUUGCUUUUCUCAGAAGCCUAACCUGAGACUUGUCGACGGCAGGGGAGCGCGGUGUCUCAGUUCUCACUACCUUUAAUCCGUUUCGCGCCCCUCGGCUGCAUUCUGCGGUGACUUUCGCAGGACUGACGACACCGGCGCCGGCGGAGUCGGCGUGUUUUGCCCUGAGCACCUCGGCGGGGGGGCUGGGGCGGGCGCCCGCGGGGCCGCACCGCUCACUCCCGGCACCUCCGACUCCCGCCCCGGGCCCGCCUCUGCCCCAGAACCGCUUCGGCUCCGCCGCCGCCGCGACCUCCCCCUCCCCGGGAGGGGGUGGGGGGUGUCGGUGCCGCCGCUGCCCGGGCCGUGCCGCGGGGGUGGGGGCUCCCGGCGCCGGGGGAGGCCGCCCGCCCGCCCGCCCGCCCCGGCGCGGCCCCUCCCCUCGGCGGCGCUCGCCUCCCCGCGGCGGCGGAGCGCGGGCGGCAGAGCGGCCGGACCCGCUGCGCGCAGCCCCGCUCCCCAUGGCGGCGGCGGCGGCGGCGGCGGCCCGGGCGCGGCGCGGCGCCCGGCUGAGCGCGGCGGCGCUGCUGGCGCUGCCGGCCCUGGCGCUGCUGGCGCUGACGGCCGGUGGCGGCGGUGAGGGGCGGCCGGGCUCCCCGCCGCCGCCGCCGCCGCUCCCGCUGCCGCCGGGCUUGCGGGAGGAGCUGCGGCAGCGGCGGCGCGACCUGCGGCGCCUGGCGGCGGCUGCGGCGGGCGGCGGGGAGCCGGCGGCGGGCGGCGGGCUGGGCUGCGGCGACCUGAGCCUGGCGACGGGCGUCAGCGUCCUGGGCUGGGGCUUCACCAAGGUGGUGGCGCGGGCGGCGCUGGCGGGCGGCGGCGCCGUCGCCCUCAAGUCGGUGCACGGGGCGGGCCGGGAGGUGCGGCAGUGCCUGCAGCGCUACGGGGCGCCGGCCGGCUGCCGCCGCCUGGCCGCCUACAAGCUGCUGAAGGAGGUGACGCUGCUGCAGCGCCUGCAGCACCCCGGCAUCGUCCAGCUGCACGGGCAAUGCUACGAUACUAGCGGCGAUCCUGAAAUACGGGUCACAGCGAUGCUGGAGCUGGGAUCCCCCCUGGAGAUGAUUCAGCUUCUGCAGACCCCCUGGGAGGAGAGAUUUAAAAUUUGCCUGAGUCUUGUGAGACUGCUGUUUUACUUGGCACAUUCCCCCCUGGGUUCAAUAGUCCUCUUGGAUUUCCAGCCGAGGCAGUUCGUUAUGGUGGAUGGAAACCUAAAAGUGACAGACUUGGAUGAUGCCAGCACUGAGGAGCUGUCAUGCAAGGAAGAUAAUGACUGCACACUCGACUUCCCUGCAAAAAGCUUUCCUCUCAAAUGCUCUGUGGUUGGGAAAUGUGAAGGAAUAAAUGAAAAGAAGAAUCUUUUCAAUGCAUAUCGGUAUUUUUUCACCUAUCUUUUGCCACACUCUGCACCACUGGCUUUGCGGCCUUUUUUGAGUGAUAUUUUGAACGCAACAGGUGAUUUACGAUAUGGAAUAAAUGAAACCCUGAAAGCUUUUGAAAAGGUUUUACAUCUGUACAAGUCUGGGCUCUAUCUGCAGAAACGACCUCUUCAUUUAAAAGACUACAUUUCCUUAAAGGGCUUCCGAAUGGUGGAAGGAGAAGACUACAAGUGCUGGCCCUCCUACAGCCACCUGGGGUGCCUGCUCUCUGUUCACAGUGCCGAGGAAGCCGCUGCGAUCUGUAACUCCCAGUCGCAGUGUCAAAGUUUUAUUGUCACCCAGCAGAGGACAUGGACAGGGCGCCCACUCGCCUUGUUUCAGAGUAGACGGACUGAUUUAAUACCGGAUGCUAACGCUGUAGUCUAUAUUAAACGAUCAGCUUCCUCAGGGGAAAGACUUUAAAGACAAUGAGAUCACAUAAUAUGAUCCUGGGAGGAAAAAAACCACUGGGAAGAAUUUCAUCUGCUGAAGAGAAUGACACAUUUUAUUCUGCUUUCGGAUGGGAUCUCCUUGCCAGCUCAGGGUCAAAUGCUGCUGUCUCCUUGAUCAAAGCUCAGAUUUCUCAUUGCAGCCCUGCUAGCUUCUUUAUCUGUUCCCACACUGCUGUUCUGCAUAAGCACUCCCAGUUUUAGUCAAGUGUCGCUAGACUGUGCAAUACCUAGCCUUGCUGCUUUCGUAACCAGCUUGUCAGCCAAGAAAUAGAAAUAGCUGCAAGGGAUCUGGCUUGGGUAGGCUUAGUUAGUUCAGUCACCUCCAAAAACCUAUGAAUACGCACCUUGGAGAAGGCAACAGCUCCUUGUGCAGCUGCCAACCAGGAUUUCAUACCACUGCAAGUGUAAAGGACUGGAUUUCAGUGAUGGGGCCAAGGUUGCAGGGUUGGGAUCCUUAACCAGAGGUUGAUGAUGGGGAUGGUCUUCCAAGGAGGGUCCUGAUUCAGUUCCUUCCAGGGCAGGGGAGGGAGGCAGUUUAUAGAUCAACUCUGGAACCAAAUGCCAGGAUGUUUGGUUGCAGGAUUUAGGUUUGACCCUAAGUGAUUUGUAAUACCACCUCCCAUGUAUCAACCUUGAAGGUUUUUCUGUGUUACUUUCCGUGAAAGAGCAAGACAUUAAAAUUAUUUAUGUGUAA
Messenger RNA from Phalacrocorax carbo (great cormorant), 8900 nucleotides. The record is from RefSeq and is a predicted model, not a curated record. NCBI's taxonomy places the organism in Eukaryota, Metazoa, Chordata, Aves, Suliformes, Phalacrocoracidae.